AAAUGGGGCUGUGCUGCUUAUAAUACGGACAAGGAUACUUGGGCCAUGACACUGCUUCCAUCGGGACAUCAGGUGGCACUGCAAGCCACUCUGUCGGUAUAUAAAUUGAAUGCGUUCAGGCUAGUCGUGCCAUCUCGCCAUCGGUUUCCUUCGAGUGUGUCCUGCAUCUCGACUUGCACGUCUACCGCUGAGGAGGGCCAUCCAUAUAACGCCUCAUACCUGGACACUAAUUCGACAGCUUAUGGAGCCUCCCGGUGAUUUGCCUGUCCCGCAAUCUGGACCCCCCAAUGUAAUUGACGAUGCCACAGCUACAAUCAUCUCGGAGUUCAUGAACUCAUUCAAGGAUAGAAUACCUGCGAAUGUGACUCCAAAGCUGGAGGCGCUUAUCGCAUCCCGCAAGGCGAAGGUACACAUACUCGAACACUGCAACAAGGACCAAAUCACCGAAAUCAUGAGCAAUUUGGACAGGGUUUUGCCCUUUUACAAUCCAAAUCAUGUGUUGGCCAGAAGGAGCCUACGCUUCCUGAGGAAGAUAUGCGCGACGAAAGGGUGUUGCCCGCCUUCCCUGUUUCUACCUCAAGGCAGCGUGGAAUUCGAACAGCCUCGUCACGUUGGGUUGGGUACUUUUGGCAUUGUUUACCGAGGACGGUUGAACCAGACUCAACUCGUCGCCAUAAAGCUUCUGAGGAGUCACCUCCAGAGGGAAGAUGGUGUGAUCAGCGGCGUAGUGUCGAGCUUCCCUAAAGAAGCAAUCGUAUGGAAACACCUUGAGCAUGACAACAUCGUCCCCUUUCUAGGUGUUGACCGUGGUGACGACCAAAACACUCAUGGCCUAGUAAGCCUGUGGAUGGAUCAUGGGCAAAUCGGGACCUAUCUGAACACCGAAGCGGGACAGAGGGCCGAUCGGCGUGAACUUAUCAUGGACGUGGCAAGGGGAUUAAGUUACCUGAACGAAAUCAGCAUCGUGCACGGCGAUUUGAAAUGUGCAAAUAUCCUCGUUGACGCUGCCGGUCACGCCAGGCUAGCUGAUUUUGGGUUGUCUGUGGUCAUGCGUGGCGUGGACAGCACCCAUCACAAGGUCGAUUCAGAGAAAGGAGGAGGCACCAAACGCUGGAUGUCUCCAGAGCUGCAUCGCGAGCGGCCUGCUCUCCGGACUGCUCAGAGCGACAUCUAUGCCUUCGCCGUGGUUAUGCAUGAGAUAUUCUCGGGCGGUAUACCGUUCCCACUAAUCUACCACAACACCGAGGUCAAAGAACAGGUAGUAGCCAACGGAAUGCGGCCAGAUCGUCCGACGAACGCAGAGGAUGUCGGACUGACGGAUAGGGUCUGGAACCUCAUGACAGACUGUUGGUCUUCUGAGCCGGAGCAUCGUCCAUCUAUAUGCUUUGUCCUCAAUGAGCUCGCCAAAUCCUUCAAUUUGCCAGUUGCGCCAGCUGCUCUUACCGCCGGCCCCAACAACGCCUCGCUUGACCCUGCACAACUUUACAAACAGCCAGCCCUAGCAUUGCAACCCCACCCAGCCCUAGCAUUGCAACCCCAGCCAGCCCUAGUAUCCCCCCCUCCCAUUGCAACCCCAGCCGAAUCAAGCGGUACCCAACCAGUCCGUCGGGCACAUACGGCUCCUAUGCGGUUCAAUGCGCGCGCUCGUUAAUCGCUCGCUCGAGUUAACCGUUCAUCCUGGCCUGGGACGAGGCCGGCGUUCACUGCACCGAUAUCCGUUCCGUGAACCCGACGGUUCUGCGCUGUCCUCGACUGCUCUCUCCCAACGGACUCCUACCAACACGUUAUGAUUUGGACUUGUCAUACUCGCUAUACACGCUGCCCCUUCCUCGCUAUCCUUCUUGUUGCCAAUACCGCAAUCGUCGCUCUGCUAUCCACACAAUGCCCUUUCCUUGUUAUUCUUCUUGUUGCUAGCCCUGCAAUCGCCGCUCUGCUCUCUACGCUGUUGAUGUUGUCCUUUCCCCACUGCAAACGGCUUUAUCAUACUCUGUCGUGUGUUUGUAAUUUUGCUAUCCCGUUAUUUACGCUGUCCCCGCUUGCUUGUAUGCCUGCCGUUCCACUCGCUUCCAUUAUGGACUAGAUAUAUUGAGCUAUAUACACGCGUCAAAGCUCAC
Molecule: messenger RNA, 2114 nt
Organism: Postia placenta MAD-698-R-SB12
Lineage: Eukaryota; Fungi; Basidiomycota; Agaricomycetes; Polyporales; Adustoporiaceae
Exons: 9
Coding region: 242-1651 (469 amino acids)
Biological process (GO): protein phosphorylation
Molecular function (GO): protein kinase activity; ATP binding
Source: RefSeq, a predicted model, not a curated record